This is a messenger RNA of Tetranychus urticae (two-spotted spider mite), 3891 nucleotides long. Its product is annotated as decapping and exoribonuclease protein Rai1-like. Gene Ontology annotation, biological process: NAD-cap decapping; nuclear-transcribed mRNA catabolic process. Gene Ontology annotation, cellular component: nucleus; cytosol. The record is from RefSeq and is a predicted model, not a curated record. Gene Ontology annotation, molecular function: mRNA 5'-diphosphatase activity. Lineage: Eukaryota; Metazoa; Arthropoda; Arachnida; Trombidiformes; Tetranychidae.
UUUAACCGGGUACUUUAGUAAGAUUAUAUUACAUAAUGUAUAAGAGUUAGCUAAACAACUACAUUGAUUUUGUAAUGAGUCACUUCUAUGCAAGCGUUGGAUCUAACAAGUGCCAGAAUGAACUGUUAUAUAACUAAUAUUUUUUCAUCCAACUUGGAUUUAUUUUACAAAGUAUAAAUUCUUAUGUUAUAGAUUCGCUUGAAUUAGAAAAUUUAUUUAAUCGAUACCAUAACCAUUGAUUUAGUAACAUGGCCUCGACCGUUCGAACAAAAAGUGCAACAAUCAUUGAUGCUUUAUAUGUUAAUCAAUUGUGCCGAGAAAAAUCAAAUCGUGUUUCACUAGAACGACCGAAGAGACUUGGAAGUUUUUCAUACUAUGAUGAUAAUAAUGGUAGUGAUUACUGUCCAGAUAUAUCAGCUCUACGGUACUUGGCCUUACCUAAUCCAGCCAAUAUCAACUGUCUACAAGGAUAUGAUCAUAAUGUAAGUUAUGAUCAUUCUAAUUCUAGAGUUAUGCUCUUAUUGCGAUGGGUCUUGGACAACGAAACAACUAUGCAACAGUUUCCUUCGGAUUUCAUUUGUUACAAUGGUGUAAUCAAAGAUAUGAUGACUGUUAAGCAUAAUAAUCACGAUUGGAACCUUACUGCCAUCAAAAUCAGAGGGAAAAUUAUUCUUAAUAGCAAGGAAACUAUUGAGGCGAAAGAUAGGAUUGGCAUUGAAGCAGAAAAGGACAACAAAUUGAGUUAUGUAGCUUUGAGUUUACAACGUUUGAUUACCAAGAACAACAAUUGUCCUAAAUGUAUUUCUGGUAAGGAAAAUGAUUAUUUUUAUGGUGUUUUUCACUCAAAUAUUGGCUCCCAUCGAAUCCUUCAUGUUGGACAAUUGGACUGUGCUGAAAGCAAACAAGAACUGAAUAAACAUUUCGAUGAUAUGAAGUUUGUUUCAAUUGAAAAGUUCGAUGCUCCCAAAGAAUCACAGAGCUCUUAUCAAAGUAGCACAUGGUGGUCAAUGGCUACUCUUGCUGGAGUUGAUACAAUUAUCCGUGCUAAAUGUGGACGAGAUUUUACUAUUCAAAAUGUCGAUAAGUUGGAGGUUAAGGAUCUAAUCUGUAAACAGAGACAAAUGAUAUUUGUUACUUCAUUGAAUGUGGUUCUUAAUUUUAUCAAGUCAAUUGUGACAGAGAAAUAUAAAUGUUAUACUUUUCAUUUCAAUGGCAAGGAUAAACAGUUGGUUGGAUACAUGAAAGAAUCAGAGAAAAGUUUCAUUCCAUUUUGGUACAUUAAUGGACAACCUUCUCGCACAUCUUAAUGACCAUUCAUUAGCACAUACAAUGUACUUUAAUCUGUGGUUUAUCUGAACUAAGGCUCCGAUUUCUGGUUAAAUCAAGUAUCCAAUUGUAAUCUGAAUUUUCAUCUCUCUACUUCAUAGGAAUUGACUAAUCAGGUUUCAACUAUCAAUAAACUAAUAAUUAACUAACAUCUUUUUCCCACCAACAAGUUUAAAGUCAAUUUUUGCAGAGCUUAGUCUUCGCUUCACUCAGAUUACUAUGUUACUAUGAGUAGUCAAACGAAUACAUUGAGUUAAUGAGAAAUUUAUGCUGUUUAAGAUGUUUAGUUAACCCUUAUUUCAUUACUUGUUGUGAAAAUCAAUAAUAAUUUCUAAUAGCGACUCAGCUUUCUAACUCAAAAUAUCUUAAAUGCUUUCUUUGAGUCAAGGUGUUACUUUUAGGCAAGAGUUGACUCUAGGAUGGGUAAAAACGGAUUGUCCAGACGAAUCAUCUCUUCGGUACUUGGACUUACCUAAAUCAGUCUCUAUCGACUGCCUCCAAGGAUAUGAUCCAAACAUCAAGUAUGGAUAUGAAGAGCCAAAAAGGGUAAACUUAUUGCGAUGGAUUUUUAAAAAUGAAACAAUUGUUCGCCACUUUACUUACGACUUCAUCUGCAACUGUAGUUUGUUGAAAGAUCUGAUGAUUUCUUCAUAUACUUCUUCUAACUGGCACCUUUAUGCUGUCAAAAUCAAAGGAAAGAUCAUAUUGAAUCGAAUCAUAUCGACUGAGAAUGGAAGCAUUGUUACACGAUCUGAACAGGACAAAAAAUCGACUUAUGCAGCUUCUAAUUUGCAACGUUUGAUCACUCUAAAUGUUUCCUGGAAGUUACAAGUGACUUUUUUUCAAACCCAACACCUGAAGAUGAUAAAAAUAGCUUUUGAACAAUUGUUUUGCAUUAAUGAUCUAUUAAUUGCCUUGUUGAUUGUUGAUAAACUGUUGCAUUAUUGUAUCAUAAAUUAAGUCUUCACGAUUAAAAAGGACCUUUGUUUAAACAAAGUUUGUUUUGAGUUUCUUAAAAACAUUGAGUUAUAAAAUGGGAUAUUACAUCGGAUAACAUUGAAUGUGAUGCACUGGUAGCUGUACCUAACGCAACAAAUCGGUCAAUUUUUAUCGUAGUCGCCAUCAAUCAGUCUCUGAAAUUAACUCCAAAGUCGAGCAUUAUUUUCGUAUUAAUGUCUCUAAAACAAUAAAAUACCAAAGAUGGCGACACCGAAACAUUGCGCUAAGUGCAGCUACCAGUGUAACUGAUACUUAUAACAGAAUAAAGUUGUAAAGGUUUUGUGUUCACGCAUCUUAUUAAUAGAUUCAUUUUGCAAAGUUAUUUUGCUUUAACACAUUGAGUGAUAUUUGUGUCUAAAAUACGUUUUCAGAAGUAAACUUAAGACGAUACCGCAACCCUUGAUCGAUUAAUUGACCAUAGAUUUAGCAACAUGUCCUCGAUGAUUGAAACAAAAAGUGCUAGUGUCAUCAGUGAGAUAAAUAUGAAUCGGUUGUGCCGCGAUAUGAAGGAUGUUUCACUGGAAGGACCAACAAGAAUUGGAUAUUACUCGAGCUAUAAGAAUGAUGAAAAAGAAAGUGUUUUUUUACCAGACAAAUCAUCUCUAGCAUAUUUGGAUUUACCUAAUCCAGUCUACAUCGACUGCCUUCAAGGAUACGACAAGAAAGCCAAGUACGGUCAUAUCCUUCGUGGAGAGAUGCUCAUGUUGCGAUGGGUUUUGAACAAUAAAGCAACCAUGCAAAAGUUUCCUUCGGAUUUCAUCUGCUACAAUGGUCUUUUGAGAGACUUGAUGAAUGUAAAGUAUACUGAUGCCGAUUGGAACAUUUCUGCUACUAAAAUCGAAGGAAAAAUUAUUCUCAAUAGGAAAGCAACGAUUGAGGCAAAAGAAAGGGUUGAAACUCAAUGUAAAAGAGCUAAUCAAUCAUCCUAUGUAGCUGACAAUUUACCACGUUUGAUUACUAAGAAUAUUAAUCAUUCUCAGUGUUCUUCGAGAAGAUUGAAGGAUUCAUUUCACGGCGUUUUUCAUACAAAAGUUGGUUCUCAUCGUAUUUUGCAUGCAGGAUAUUUGGAUUGUGUUGAAAGUGAACAAGAAUUGACUAAACCUUUCGAUGAGAUGAAGUUUGUUUCGAUCAAAAAGUUCAAUGCUUCGAGACAAUCACAUUCAACAUUUCAAGCAUACAAUUGGUGGUCAUUGGCUAAACUUGCUGCAGUUGAUACGAUUGUUCGCGUUAAAUGUGAUUGGGAUUUUAUGGUUAAAAAAAUCGAUAUGUUGGACGGACAGAGUCUAAUCCAUAAAGACAGACAAAUUAUGUUUUUUGCGACAUUGAAUACGGUUCUUGAUCAUUUCAAGUCAAUCGUUACAGAGGAAAAUAAAUGUUAUAAAUUCAUUUUCAAUGCCAAGAAUAGAAAGUUGACUAGCUACAUGAUGAUGGACCUUGAUGAAAGUUUAAUUCCAUCUUGGUAUAUUGAUCAACAAAUUUCUAUUGAAUGUUAAAAAACAUUUAUUUGAAUAUUGUGUUUUCACAUUCAACAGAUAAAUAAAUCAACAAAAAUUUAAAUUAUUAUAA